UCUGUUUGGCGAGCUUCAGCUGAGCUUUAGGAGCUGAAAAGGUUCUCUGCAUCUUAACAUUUUUGUGGACUUUUAGUCUUACGAGAACGUUUUUGCUCGACCAUGAAAUGAUGGUUUAAUUUCGAUCGGGACUCAGUUUUUCCGUUGGUGCAUUUGUGUCGGAACCAUGAACAUGUUGAGGAGAAGAAGUCAGUUUUUUGUUUUCCUGGACAAUGCUCUGUCUGUGAAAGCAGAAGAGGAAGGAGAAAUAGAAAGAGAGGAGGUUGCUCUGACUCCUUUUGAAGAAUAUCUGCAGAUGCUUCUGCAGAUGAAGAUGACCAUUUCUGAUCAGUUUGAUAACUUGGAAAAGCAUACACAAUGGGGGAUCGAGUUCGUGGAGAAGUACACCAAAUUUGUGAAGGAGCGAUCGGAGAUUGAGGUCAACUAUGCAAAACAAAUAAGAAACCUAUCAAAGAAAUAUCAACCCAAGAAGAACUCAAAAGAGGAAGAAGAGAGCAAGUACACCUUCUGUCGAGCCUUCCUGACCACCCUCAACGAGUUGAACGACUACGCAGGUCAACACGAGGUCAUCGCCGAGAACCUGACGUCUCAAAUUAUCACUGAGCUGACGCGCUACCUGCAGGAGCUCAAGACCGAAAGGAAAUCGCAUUUCCAUGAUGGGCGGAAGGCUCAGCAGCACAUCGAAAGCUUGUGGAAGCAGCUGGAAUCAAGUAAACGGCGGUUUGAGAGGGACUGUAAAGAGGCGGACAGAGCGCAGCAGUACUUUGAGAAGAUGGACGCUGACAUUAACGUGACUAAGGCCGAUGUGGAGAAGGACUCGAAGCAGGUGGUGGAGUCCUACAAGUCCGGCUUUGAGCCCCCAGGCGACGUGGAGUUUGAGGACUACGGUCAGGCCAUGAAGAGGACGGUGUCUGAGACCAGCUUGUCCAACUCUAGAGAGGGCAAAGAGAAACCUGCUGGCAAGAGCAAAGGCAAACUGUGGCCUUUCAUCAAGAACAAGAACAAGCCCCCACCUGCCCCCCCAGCCUCGUCCUUGCCCUCACCCUCUGCUGUUCCCAAUGACCCCCAGUCUCCCAAGCAGCACAAGGAGCCCCUCUCCCACCGCCUCAACGACUUCAUGGCCUCCAAACCCAAAAUGCAGUGUCUCCGGAGCCUGAGGCGAGGGCUUUCUCUCAAGCUGAUCACACUCAAUUUCCACGUCCGGAGUCUGAUUGAGGGUUCUGGACCAGAGGACUUCAGCCACCUGCCUCCAGAGCAGAGGAGAAAGAAGCUGCAGGGCAAGAUUGAUGAACUGAAUAAAGACAUUCAAAAAGAGAUGGACCAGAG
Messenger RNA from Austrofundulus limnaeus, 1326 nucleotides. RefSeq names its product formin-binding protein 1. Gene Ontology annotation, biological process: endocytosis; signal transduction. NCBI's taxonomy places the organism in Eukaryota, Metazoa, Chordata, Actinopteri, Cyprinodontiformes, Rivulidae. Gene Ontology annotation, molecular function: protein binding. The record is from RefSeq and is a predicted model, not a curated record.